Leptopilina boulardi is the source of this 2605-nucleotide messenger RNA. Its product is annotated as vesicle transport protein GOT1B. Gene Ontology annotation, biological process: endoplasmic reticulum to Golgi vesicle-mediated transport; retrograde transport, endosome to Golgi. Gene Ontology annotation, cellular component: endoplasmic reticulum; membrane. Lineage: Eukaryota; Metazoa; Arthropoda; Insecta; Hymenoptera; Figitidae. The coding region runs from base 342 to 764 and encodes 140 amino acids. The transcript has 4 exons. The record is from RefSeq and is a predicted model, not a curated record.
UAAAAAUGGCGCACGUAUCGCUUUUGUUUUUAAAUAAACACUAACCGUCUUUUUUUUAUUUUUUUUACUUUACAACGUUAUAUUCAUAAUAAAGUGUUUCAAAUUUUGUAAUUUUACUAUUUAAUAGUUGAUUUAAGAUAAUAAUUGCUCAAUGUUGUUUUAAUUUUUAUCAUAAAUAAACCGGCAUAUAAGUUAUAAAUUUGUCGCAUCAUAUUCAAUGACGUGGAAAUAGGUUAGGUUUGAAACUUAUUGUCAAGAAUCGCAGAUGGAAUUUGUGUAAAUAUUUCGCUUUGUAUAGUUAAACAUUUUAUCUUCUUGUGAGAAAAUUUUUUAUAUCAAAUAUGUUCGAGAUAACGGAUACACAGAAAAUUGGAGUUGGACUUGCUGGAUUUGGCAUUGCUUUCCUCUUUCUUGGAGUAUUACUAUUAUUUGACAAAGGACUGUUGGCAAUUGGCAACCUUCUGUUUAUUUGUGGACUAGGAUGUGUGAUUGGACCAAGAAGGACAUUUAGCUUUUUCUUCCAAAGGCAUAAAAUAAAAGGAAGUGCAUCAUUUUUAGGAGGUAUAAUUAUUGUCUUGAUGGGAUGGCCCUUGGUUGGCAUGCUCGUCGAAACAUAUGGAUUCAUUGUUCUAUUCAGUGGAUUUUUACCAGUGGCUGUAAACUUUUUAAGGAGAGUGCCAAUCUUAGGAACAUUUUUGAACAUGCCAGGAAUCAAUCGAAUAAUGGUUUUUCUAGCAGGCGAUUCAAAUAGGACAACAGUAUGACCUUUUAUAAUUAUGAAUUAACUGCCAUUCCUCUCAAUUGCUGUACAUACAAUUUUUCGUUUCAUCUCCAUCCAUUUUUCAUCUGAACCUUGGUUUCAUAUUCUUCUUUUAUCAUAUUGCCCUUUUUUUAUGAACACCAUUCCUUUCUUUACAUUCUUCUUCUAAGUCGACAAAUUCUGUUAGGUUAAGUGUGUAUAAAUAAAGUACAUACCAAUGGUUACAAUGUAAUUACAGACGAAUAGUUGUGAAGUUUUAAAAAAUAGUUGUAAAAAAUAACUUUUAUAAUUUAGACUAUUGUCUAUAUAAUUUUCUUUUUUUUUCUUCGAGAGAAUAUUUAGUUGUAUUUAUUCUCGUAUUUAUUUAUGGUGUUACUGUGUGUGAUUCCACUUUACAGAACUGAAUUUGUUUUAGAAAAUGAAAAUUAUGUUAAGUGUGGGAGUGUUUCAAUUUUUAUUGAUGAAAAACAAUAAAAUAAUGUAAAUUGAUAAAUUUUUUUUAUAAAAAGUUAUAUUCUCUUGUUUAUUAGAAUAUUACUUUAUACACAAAACUACAUAGACUACAUAUUAACAAAAUUGAAAUAGUUAAUAAAUUUUGAAAUAAAAUAUCGUAUAUGUAGAUGAGUGAUGUGAAAAAAUCUCUUCGUUUCAGGAUUACUAAAAAAAAACAUUGUUCAGGAAUUUUUAUCAGCAGAUAUGAUGAACGUCGCAAACAUUCCCAUUUCAUAAAUUAUCAUUUUCUAUAGAAUUUUAUUGUUUAAUUUCAAUUGCCUAUGAAUAAUCCUCUAAAUAUCUUCCUAUUUCGACUUCUGAUCUCUAUAUAGUUUGGUUAAAUAGUUAAUAAAAUUUUUUAAUAAAAAUUACUCUUCGUUUAGUUUAGCUAAUUUACAAAAAAUAUUAUCUUAAAAAAAUAAAUUUUUAAUUGAAACAAUUCUAAUAAUUAUAAAUAUUUAUAAUUAAAUAAUUAGCAAACUUUUUUUUUAACUUCAAUUAAUCCGAAAUAUUUGAAUAAACCUUUUUUUUAGACUGUCUGUCAAGUUUUAAAUUGAAUAUUAUGCAAAAGCUGAACUAUAUAACAACAAAUUACGAGUGUAAAAUUAUUCUUGGCUAGCACACGUGGUUUAUCGUAACGAUCGUAACUUUGCCAAUUCGUUCCUAGACACGUGGUUAACCUUGAUCCUCAACCUUCAGUCAGUAUUAUUCUCUCUCGCGUUAAUAUUAUGUGUUACGAAUAUAAAUUGUCAAAGACAACGUUCAAUAGUUUAUGUAUGUGUAUAACGGGUUUUAGGAUAAAUAAGAAAAAGUACAAGAAAAUGAAAUUAAAUUUUACUUCGACUUUAUUGAUCUCUCGCCUUCUCUGCAUACAUCCUAACAUGAACAGAUUUUAGAUGUAUACAAUCAGAGUUACCUCUUACGCUUUACUUUAAUCUUCUUUUUUUUUAUAUCUUACAAGAUAGUUGUCCAGAGUGUGAAAUUAAAUAACCACUCGCCUAAUUCACGGUGGACAUGUUAUUUAUUACAAUCAUCGUUUCAUCAUCAAUAAUUACGAAUUAUUAAUUAUCUACAAUGGGCCGAGAAUAAGGGCGGGGGGCGGCCCAGGUCUACGCGCCCCGCCAUCGCCGUUUGAUGAUCUUCGUCGCGCGUCCCUCUCGCUCACAAACAAAUUUUUAUUAUUUUUUUUUCAUGACUUUGCUUUCAAUGAUUGUUGUCAUUUUUUUUUUCUUCAUUAAAAUCAAUAUAUAUAAAUAUAGUUGUAAUCAGUUUCACUGACCCGAGCGACACACGCCGCUUGUCUCAAAAUUCUCAUCUGAACACGCAUUUACAAUUAUUAUUAUUUUUUUUUUU